Molecule: messenger RNA, 2241 nt
Organism: Eremothecium sinecaudum
Lineage: Eukaryota; Fungi; Ascomycota; Saccharomycetes; Saccharomycetales; Saccharomycetaceae
Gene: RAD16
Product: DNA repair protein RAD16
Exons: 1
Coding region: 1-2241 (746 amino acids)
Molecular function (GO): ATP-dependent chromatin remodeler activity; metal ion binding; ATP binding
Source: RefSeq, a predicted model, not a curated record
AUGGAAGCCCUUGUUGAAGACGAAGGGGGGUUUAUAAAGAAGCCCCGGAGCAGUAGGAAAGUGGUGAGUUAUGUUGAGGAUUCGGAAGACGAAGCGCUUAGCGGGAAAGGAGCUAUACGUGAUGAAAGAGGGACAUCUGCGGACGUGGAAAUAGUCGAGAUUGGCUCAUCGUCAAGCGAUGAGGACGAGCCACUGUCACGUAAAGUGAGACGUGUGAAGAGAGCUACCACUGUACCAGCUAAAAGACCUAAGAAGACCCAGAAGAAGCCCGCGAAGCCAAAGCAGACUCCUUAUGAGCGCACCACCGGACGGUUGUAUGAGCAGCAUCCAUAUUUGAAGGAUGUUUUUCCACAGUUGGCAGAGAAACCUUUGCAUGUCCCGAAGAGGGCGGAGCAGCCGGGAGGAAUGACCAUUAAGCUGCUGCCUUUCCAGCUGGAGGGCUUGUAUUGGUUGAUAGAGCAGGAAGAGCGUUCAGUAUACAAUGGCGGAGUUUUAGCGGAUGAGAUGGGUAUGGGUAAAACGAUCCAGACUAUUGCACUGCUAAUGAAUGAUACCCGGAAGUUUCCAACUUUAGUUGUGGCUCCCACAGUCGCCUUGAUGCAAUGGAAGAACGAGAUAGAAGCCCAUACUGGUGGCAAACUGCGAACCUAUAUGUACCACGGUGCCGGACGGACAAACAACUUGGGAGAAUUGAAGGAUAUUGAUGUGAUCUUGACGACGUAUGCCGUUCUGGAAUCUGUUUAUCGGAAGCAGGUCCAUGGUUUUAAACGCAAAAAUGGUGUCGUGAAAGAACGAUCUUUGCUACACAAUAUAGACUUUCACCGUGUGGUGCUAGACGAAGCUCAUAACAUCAAGGACAGGAGCAGCAAUACUGCCAAGGCUGUUAACAUGUUGAAGACUAAAAAGAGGUGGUGCCUAACAGGUACUCCACUUCAGAAUCGAAUAGGAGAGAUGUAUUCCUUGAUUAGAUUCCUAGAUAUUGCUCCAUUUACUACCUACUUCUGUACUAAGUGUGACUGUUCCGACAAAGAGUGGAGUUUUUCUGACUACCUGCAUUGCGAUAAGUGUGAUCAUUAUGGGAUGCAGCAUACCAAUUUCUUCAACCAUUUUAUGUUGAAGAACAUUCAGAAGCAUGGUAUCGAGGGCCCGGGUAAAGAGUCCUUUAAUUGUAUCCAGUUGUUACUGCAACAUAUAAUGCUUCGUAGAACCAAAGUUGAAAGGGCUGAUGAUCUUGGGUUACCUCCUAGGAUUGUCACUGUACGGCGAGAUUACUUCAAUGAGGAGGAGAAAGACCUUUACCAGUCCCUGUAUUCCGACUCUAAAAGGCGAUAUAACUCGUAUGUUGAACAGGGUGUGGUUUUGAAUAACUAUGCGAAUAUCUUUACUCUGAUAACCAGAAUGAGGCAGCUUGCAGAUCAUCCGGAACUCGUGUUGAAACGCAUGGGUGGUGCAAAUAUGACACCGGGUGUAAUCGUGUGCCAACUAUGUGAUGACGAGGCAGAGGAGGCUAUUGAAUCGAAGUGUCACCAUAAAUUUUGUCGUCUGUGCAUCAAAGAAUAUAUCGAAUCGUUUGCGGGUCAAGAAUCCAAAUUAACAUGUCCUGUUUGUCAUAUCUCAUUAAGUAUCGAUCUCUCGCAGCCAGCCUUGGAAGUUGACGAAGACUUAUCCGGUAAGCAAAGUAUUGUGAGCAAACUGAAUAUGAAAGGCCAAUGGAAGUCUUCAACGAAAAUCGAAGCACUGGUCGAAGAGCUAUACAACCUUCGCAGUCCCAACAAGACGAUUAAAUCUAUUGUUUUUUCUCAGUUUACUUCGAUGUUAGACUUGGUCGAAUGGAGACUGAAAAGAGCCGGUUUUGAAACUGUAAAGUUACAGGGUAACAUGACCCCCACCCAACGUGAUCAAACAAUUAAGUAUUUUAUGGAAAAUAUUCGUUGCGAAGUAUUUUUAGUUAGUUUGAAAGCUGGUGGUGUUGCUCUAAACCUUUGCGAAGCAUCUCAAGUUUUCAUUCUUGAUCCUUGGUGGAAUCCUAGUGUUGAAUGGCAAAGUGGUGAUAGGGUACAUAGGAUUGGGCAGUAUAGGCCUGUUAAAAUAACACGAUUUUGCAUAGAAGACAGUAUUGAAUCAAGAAUUAUAGAGUUACAAGAAAAGAAGGCGAAUAUGAUUUAUGCGACAAUUAAUAAGGACGAUGCUGCAAUAAGUCGUUUGACUCCAGCAGACUUGCAGUUUUUGUUCAACAACUAA